AUGCCAAAAGUAAAGAAGACAAAGGUUUUGAGGGUAGUCGAGAACGAGCCUUUGGGCAAAAAACCUAAGACCGAUUCCGAAAAGUUAUUCCACAGUGAGCGAGCAUUUAUCGCCGCAUCCAAUAGAGGCGAUCGUAAAGAAUUUGAAUCACGAAUGAAAUCUGCCCGCUCGGCUUCAGCCAUACACAAGCUGAGAACCGGUCGAGGACUUAUUAUUACCGAGGAAGCUGUAAGAUCAGGAUUAGUUGGUGAGGAAGAGGAAAGCCCAAUGCGAAAAUUCAUGAAAUCUCAUUACUAUCCCUUGUACAAUCAAGCACCCAUUCCUACCACUCAUAAAGAUCUCGUGCAACAUCUGCGCGACAAUCCUGAGUUAGUAGCCAAUAUUCAAGCUUUACUUGACGGUGCUCGAGAUGAAGGUAUACUUGAGUCAGUGGAACCUCAAAUGGCGACGGAGAUGUCACUCUUUAUACAAUGUGGCCAGCAAUUAUUCUCUCAAAAUUCUAAUCGUCCGGGGGCGAUGACACAACAUAUGCCUACACCUCCGCCAUCAUUAAGUCGACAUUCAAGUUUUGGACCAAGUGUAUCAUCGCCAUUUACAAAUCAUUCACCAAGCUAUGAUCAAAAUAUGGCAUCGCCGCAGAUGGAUCCUAAAUCGAAAUUUGGACAAACUAUGUCAUCGCCAUUACCCUAUCAAACACCGAGUUAUGAUCAAAACAUGGCAUCCUCCCCGAUGAACCAGACUAGCCUUGGAAAAUCGCCAUUACCAAGCCAAGUACCAGUCUAUGAGCAAAAUAUGGCAGUAUCGAUGGGACGAAAUUUAAGCACCCAAAGUCAUCAAAGCAUCCAAGCCAAUUCAUCCAGGCAAUCAUCGAUCUCAUUCAUAAACCCAAAUCAACGCAUAUAUCAAAAUCAUACCGACACAACCCCAGGAACACUUUCCAACAGAACCGACUAUUCAAUGUAUCAGAAUGAGACGUCUCAGAUUCAAAUGGAUCAAAUGCGUCAAUGGAAUUCAGUGACACAAGCUGAUGUAAAUUCGACCUUUCAACCGACGUCAUUCUCUCAAUUACCCCCAACAUCAACAACUGCAAUCGAAGCACAAUAUCCAGACUCCUUUGCACAAGCAUCCAUGUUGGAAAAUGACGAAUCGUUUGAUUUUAGUCUGGUUGAUUUUAGCGGUGGUCAAUAA
Sclerotinia sclerotiorum 1980 UF-70 is the source of this 1188-nucleotide messenger RNA. RefSeq lists its product with no specific name. NCBI's taxonomy places the organism in Eukaryota, Fungi, Ascomycota, Leotiomycetes, Helotiales, Sclerotiniaceae. The record is from RefSeq and is a predicted model, not a curated record. The transcript is spliced from 2 exons. The coding region runs from base 1 to 1188 and encodes 395 amino acids.